GCGGCCUUAGCAACCUCUGGCAAGUUGUGCAGACAGCGGUUGAACUGCGGUGGGUGAGUGAGUGAGUCAGGGAGGUCCCGGCUGCUGAGACCGCUGGUUAGGGACAUGGCAUCCAACCACUGCCCAAGUUCAGAGCAAUGGAAGAAAAGUGCAGCAAAUACGGAAUUGAAUGAAAUUCAAAAGCAAGAAAUUAAAGAGGCCUUUGAUUUAUUUGAUGUUGAUGGGUCUGGAACCAUAGAUGUGAAAGAAUUGAAGAUUGCAAUGCAGGCCUUAGGAUUUGAACCAAAGAAAGAGGAAAUUAAAAAAAUGACAGCUGAAAUUGACAAAGAAGGAAUUGGCACCAUUAGAUUUGAAGAUUUUUUUGCCAUUAUGAGUGUAAAAAUGAGUGAAAAAGAUGAAAAAGAAGAAAUUUUGAAGGCUUUUAAAUUAUUUGAUGAUGAUGAUACUGGAAGUAUAACACUAAACAAUAUCAAGAGGGUUGCUAAGGAACUGGGGGAAAAUUUAACAGAUGAUGAACUUCAGGAAAUGCUUCAUGAAGCUGAUCAUGAUGGGGAUGGAGAAAUAAAUGAGGAAGAAUUUUUGAGAAUGAUGAAAAAGACCACUCUUUAUUAAUGCUGUUGUUUUGUUCUUUCUGGAAAUUUGUUAACAAGUUUGUAUUUGUUAUACAGUUUAAUAAUUUCAUACAGAAUGUAUUCACUUAAAUUUUACUUCGUAUGCACAAAUUGGUGUCAAUGUGUAGUGUAUGUGAGAAAUUAUAUGUUUCUACCAAUAUGUGGUUAAAUCUACAGCAUCAAGAAAACAUGAUAACUAAUGUGAAGUACAGAUCCAAGAACAGUAUUAAUUCUGUUUUAUAGCCUUAGAUUCCAAAGACAGAAUUAUUUUACAUUUGAUGAAGUUGGCCCCACAGCCAAAUGAAUUUGGUAAACAGACCAUUACUUUCCCUACAUAUCCUUUUGUGCAGCUCUAUACAAAUGGAUGGACAUUUGCAUUUUAAUCAGUUGUUCAAAUAUGUAAAAUUUGAAUACUUCUCAACUAUGUAAAGUAUUAAAUAAAAUGGCAACUAUAUUAUUUGCUAAUUUUCUUCUUAUAGUUUUAAAGAAAGAAAUUCAAAACAGUAUUUGUAUCAUCUCUAUCUUCCGUAAGUUUGAUCUUGUAAAUUAGCAUAAAAUAGGUCUGCUAGGACAGGUAAUAUUGGGAUUUUUUUGUAUUGUCUCAGUUAACACAAGUUAGAAGCUGGCAAUAUUAGUUCCAUCUUACAUA
Nycticebus coucang (slow loris) is the source of this 1260-nucleotide messenger RNA. Its product is annotated as centrin-4-like. Gene Ontology annotation, biological process: centriole replication; mitotic cell cycle; nucleotide-excision repair. The record is from RefSeq and is a predicted model, not a curated record. The coding region runs from base 106 to 612 and encodes 168 amino acids. NCBI's taxonomy places the organism in Eukaryota, Metazoa, Chordata, Mammalia, Primates, Lorisidae. Gene Ontology annotation, molecular function: calcium ion binding. The transcript has 5 exons. Gene Ontology annotation, cellular component: centriole; centrosome.